AUAAUGUAUAUUGCUUUGAACAAACUUGCAACUAAUUCCACCUCCGCCUACCGGGAGAUCUCCAACUUUCGUUAUUUAAUGGCGUAUCCCGCUAUUUUUGAUUCUGCCAGUCGACGAUUUGGUUGCUGCAUUCGGCCUGUGCGACCACAUUCCUUCAUCAAGUGUGUUUCAACUUCCACCAGCAUCAAAUUUUUAGGACCAGCAGCCCAUCGUUCGCUUUUCUUUGGCCGUCCAAAAUUUAGUUUCCCAAGUUUCCUUCCGUCUAUAAGGCAUGGCUCGGAUCCGGUGACCUUAAAAUUUCCCUUUGCAUUAUCCCCUCAGCUUUCUAAGUUUGGACUCUUCACCAGGUCCUCCUCCCAGUCAGCUGGCAGAGGUAAUCCAUAUCGAUUCGGUGAUACUCCUGCUGUAAUAUUUAUGGGUUUGCUUACUUUGGGUUUCAUAAGCGGUGUAUACGUGCUGCGCGACUACGCUUCCCAGGCUGAAAACGGCCCUCAAGAUGUCAUGCCGAUUAUGGAUCGCAUAAAGACCAAGGCCAUGGAGACCAAAAACAUCCUGGUCGAUGCUUUCACUACAGAGCCCUACUACUACCCAAAACCUUCAAAACAGGCCGCAGCAGUAGCCGAAUCACCUUCGUCCGCCUUAUCCACACUCGCAGAUGAAACAAGACCUUAUUCAAGCAGCGAAUCAGUCUCAGCGGCCUCUUCCACAAUUUUCAAUAUCUCUGAACCAGUGGCUGCAUCUCCCAUUAAUAAUACAAAUGUUGUUUCAGAUUCUAUUAAUACUAAUGCCGCUCCCCAUAAUAUUUCGAUUGAUUCGCUCAAUCAUAUCGCCCUCCAAAAGUCUAACAACAAAGCAGACGAAAUAGAUAGGCCCGCUGAUAUAAUUAUGCUCUCGUCAGGUUCACUAGUUAAUAGCUCAGAUGAUUCUACCGAGCAAGUCAAACCGUCUGAAAAUACCGCCAAUAGUCAACCGUGGGUUGCUGAUCAGGACAACGGUUUUUAUGAAGAAAAUCUUCCACCUUCAACUAAUUAUCUUCGUGAAGGUGAACCCUCCUUUCCUCACUACAUACCCUACCUCAUUGUGGGCUCGGGUACGGCUGGCAUGGCUGCAGCUCGCGCCAUCCGUGCAUCAGAUCCUGCCUCCAAAGUGCUUAUGAUAGGCGGUGGAAUGGAUCCUAAAAUAGUUGGUGGAGUAUUUAAAGCCUCACCUGAGUCCCUCACAAAACCAUCGGGUACCGAAUCACUUGGUAUGAUUGAACUUUUGUAG
Protopolystoma xenopodis is the source of this 1266-nucleotide messenger RNA. The record is from the annotation of a GenBank genome assembly. Lineage: Eukaryota; Metazoa; Platyhelminthes; Monogenea; Polystomatidea; Polystomatidae.